UCACUUAACAUAUAAUAUAUAAAGCCGCGGAAGAUAUAUGCGUAGUGUUGUAUCUUCCGGCCAGUACCUCGGGAGCGCGCACCGGUCGCUCUAGUGACCACUCACACACACCACAUACAAGCAUCGUAUCCCAGCUAUCCUCGAGCAUGGGUCACCUGGCUUUCUUCCUGAUGACGCUAUGGCUGACUUCCGCGGCUGCACAUCGCAGCCUCAUCAACAGCUUAGCCAGGGAGGUGGCGAAGGAAGUACAGAAAGAGGGGCAGGCCGCUGCGGAUCCCGUUGGGAAGACUGUCGCCUUCAUCGGCUCAAGUCAAUGUAAAAAUGUAAAGAAGCUGUUGGGAGUGACAUAUGAUAACUACGCGUACUCCGGACCAGAUCUAAGCAAGCUCACUCUGGUCUUCACCACCAGAGCCAAAACAGUCACCUACAACUUAACCCUGGCUCCUGAAGAGAUCCCCCAGGAGCGCUGGUUCAACCCUGCGCUGCCCUUCAGGAUCUUCCUGCACGGUUUCACAGACGACCCUUCCAAAUUCAUCUAUCAGAACAUCAGCGAGGCCUUCCUUAAACAAGGAGACGUGAAUAUUUUGGCUCUGGACGCCAGCUCGUUGAUCGGUGGGCUCUACCUGCGGUCUACCGUAAUGGUGCAGUUCAUAGGAGAGAGGCUCGGAUCCGUACUGGCCGCGUUAGUGCCUGCUGGUCUGGAUCCCUCAAAUAUUUAUCUCAUAGGCCACAGUCUGGGCAGCCACAUCGCAGGAUUUACCGCCAAGACGUUCUACAAACAGACUGGAUAUCGUAUUGCCAGAAUAUCUGGGCUUGAUCCCGCCGGACCUUGCUUCUCAAACCUGGAUUCAGACCUAAGGCUGUCCAAGGAAGACGCGGACUUUGUGGACGUCAUACAUACUGAUGCUGGAGUAUAUGGAUUAAAUGAGGCGAUUGGUCACGUGGAUUUCUACCCGAACGGUGGCUCUGAACAGCCGAACUGUCUGAUCCAAACAUGCAGCCACAGCAGAGUGCCGCUGUUGUUCGCUGAGUCUGUGCUGGAUGCGAAUGCCUUCGUCGGAGCGCAGUGCUCAAGCUGGAAGCAGUUCAUGAAAGGAAACUGUGAUUUCAAAGAUACCAGAAUCAUGGGUUACCACUGUCCCACGGACGCCCGCGGAAGGUAUUACCUCCAGACCUCCGACGAGUCUCCAUUCGGUCGCAAAGAAGCAGGCCUCAAAUACGUCAACAAUGACGGCAUCGUCAGGAACAUUCAAUACUUAGUCACGAAGAAAUGACCUAGCUUUAUAACAUCUAGACUAGAUUCAUGACUGAUUUUAUGCA
Molecule: messenger RNA, 1320 nt
Organism: Spodoptera frugiperda (fall armyworm)
Lineage: Eukaryota; Metazoa; Arthropoda; Insecta; Lepidoptera; Noctuidae
Product: pancreatic triacylglycerol lipase
Exons: 8
Coding region: 147-1274 (375 amino acids)
Biological process (GO): lipid metabolic process
Molecular function (GO): lipase activity
Source: RefSeq, a predicted model, not a curated record